Molecule: messenger RNA, 3498 nt
Organism: Sordaria macrospora k-hell
Lineage: Eukaryota; Fungi; Ascomycota; Sordariomycetes; Sordariales; Sordariaceae
Biological process (GO): positive regulation of TORC1 signaling
Cellular component (GO): cytoplasm
Molecular function (GO): protein binding
Source: RefSeq, a predicted model, not a curated record
AUGGAUCGCCCGGAGCCGGGUCUCAUCAGGUGGUCCCCGAACGCGGGGCGAGACCUGUUUCUUCAUAUCAACCUUCAACAUCACGUCGUGCAGCUCCAUGAGCCAACAGGCUUCGCAAACAAAGGCCAAUUCGACUCAAGGAAGCUCGGCAAAUAUGACGAACUACCUCCUCUUACCACCUUUGACUGGUCUCCCUCCGUACCCGGUCUGGUCGCUGUUGGCACCUCGACCGGCGUCGUCAAUAUCUUGCGCGUUGACGACAACUCCAACGCAGUCUUGGAUCUCAACCUCAAGAUGUCCCGCACCUGUCAAGCUGUCGCCUUUAAUACCGCCGGCAAGCUUGCUGUUGCCCUGGACAGAGUGAGAAGUGACAAUUGCCUCUACAUCUGGGACGUCAACCGGCUGUCGACCAUGGAUACCAAUGCCCAUGGCUUCAGCAGUGUUGUACCCUUUACCGAUCCCAUAGAUCGUCUCGAGCCCAGCGUGUCAGUCUCCAGCGUCAGGUUCUUCGAGGACAACCCUAAUGUUCUCGUCGCCGGGAUCAAGGGGCAGGGUCUCCGGAUACAUGAUUUACGAGACCAGAACUACUUUGCCUCCUCGGCCUUGGACCAGCCGGGUGUUAUGGUUUGGGACCGACGUGCAACCAACCGCCAGAUUGCAAGGCCUUCGUACAUGGACGCAGUCAAGGAAGACGACUUGCCCUGGGGCGGAGCCUUGCGUCUGGAAAAAGCGGUGCGCGUCCUUAGUCAGGAUCCGGCCCAAGACACUAACACCUCCUACAUUCGCUCCAUUCGUUUUUGUCGAGACAAGCCUGGCAUGCUAGGCGUGCUAUCGCGGGCCGGCCAGCUCCGAAUCUUGGACACGAGACACGAAUGCGUGGAACCUAGUAACCAGUAUGAGAAUAGCCCGGAGCUACUCGAGGUGGCCAGAUCGUAUGAGAUGGAUCCUUUCUAUCUGGACCCGGCCCGCCACAAGCACGAGAAAAUCGUAUCCUUUGACUGGAUUACCAUGCCUUCACCCAUUGCCCAGGCCAGAAUGCUUGUCCUCCGGAACAAUGGCAAUUUCGAUGUAUUGGAGAAACCGUCAUUUACGUCCGAGUAUCCAUUUAAGCUCAUCCCUUGGCAACCACCCCACCGAGGAUUAGAAGGUAAAGAACCACCUGAGGAUCAACCCUACCCUUGGCUCCCCGGAGAAAACACUCACAAUCUCAAUCUUUUAGAAAGGAUAUCUUAUCAUCAAACCAUGGACUUCGAGAUCCCCCAGACCCAGGAAAUCCUAGGGCCCUUUUUGACCGAGAAGGCCUUGGCAAACAAGCGGCUAUUCGGACCAGACAAGGCAAACCUAACUGCAGUCGUUGAAGACGCCAUGCAGUCGGAUGUUUACACUGACCUCAUAGGACCAGACGGCUUUAAUAGAAUCAGCAACUUGAAGUUUCCCGAAGGAUAUUCUACAACCGCGCCGAUAGCUGAGAAGUUGGCCGCCCUGAGGAUGACGGUUGGAGAACGAUCACCAAACGGUUUGAACACGCGAGGCGAACCGUUAGGACAGCUGGAGCGGCAUGAGAACUUGCUAAUGAAACUCAUGGACCGAAGCAACUUCCCUAGAGAGGCACAAGUUAUUCUCGAUCAUACCGUCAUCUUCCGUGCAAAGGAGGGCUAUCUUUUCAACUAUAGGAGAAAUCAGCAGAUCGUAGCCGAUGACCCAUGGCUUAAGGAUAUGUGGGCUUGGAUUACAGGAGCCGACGAAGCAGCUUCAGAUGGCGGAAUGAUGUCUCAUCCUCUCGAUCUGAGCUACAUGGGAGUGUACACAUUGUGGACAGGCGAUCUUGGGAGUAAACCUCAAGCAAGACUAUCGGACCACUCACAUUCCCCUGACCAAGCUGGUUGGGAGCGUUGCUUGAACGCCAUCAACAAGAAACUGGGCCUCCCAAAGUUUGACGGUGUCGAUACGAAGCGUCCCCAACAUCGCGAGAUGUGUCUAGAGAUGUGCAAAUGGGGCCGAAACUAUGACGCGGAUUUGAUCGAUGGUCAAUCCGUAUCCAACCUGAGCAAAGACGCAUCAGUAUGGCACACCAUGGCGGCUGCCCAAGCUCUGUUCAGGGGCGAUACCAAGGGCGCUGUGCAAGUGCUCAAACAAGCCAGCACCGAUCAUCCUGAGCUCCUCUUUGUCUCUCUCGCACUACAGCUCGUAGGAAACGUCACGCAAGAGUCCGGGGACAGAAAGAGCAAGAACAACGCUGUCAAGGAAGCCCUCGACUUUGACGAACGCGUGGCCUCCAAAACCGACCCUUACCUGCGCGCAAUCUCCUCCAUCAUCGCCACGGGUGACUGGCUGACCAUCGCCAACCAACGCUCUCUCCCUCUUCGAGACCGCGUUUACGUCGCCGUGCGCUAUCUCCCCGAUGAUGCCCUCACCGCCUGGCUCCGUGCCGAGACCGAAGCAGCCAUGGAGGCGGGCAACGUUGAAGGCAUUGUGCUGACCGGUAUCACCGACCCUCUCGUUGACAUCCUCGCCCGUUACGUGUCCAAGUUCGGCGACUUCCAGACCGCCACGCUGGCGCUCUCCAUCUGCUCACCGCGCUACAUCGACGACGUGCGCGCCGCGGCCUUCCGCACCGCCUACCGCGCCUACCUCCAACGGCACCACGCAUUCUUCCUCCGAGCCAAGUUCGAUGUCGAGUCAACCAAGCGGAGCAAGCACCAGGGCCGCCCGACCCUCCGGCCUCCCGGUCGCCAAAUCGCCCUGCGCUGCGUCUACUGCGACGCCUCGACGAGUCUGCACACCCACAACAACAGCUCCUCCAAUGGCUCCAACCCCAACAGCCACUUGCCUGGCAACGCAUCCCCUAUACCAACCUUCAUGGUCCAACAUGCUGCUGCUCAACAAGCUCAAGCUCAAGCCGCGGCGGCCGCAGUCGCAGCAGCACAGCAACAACAACAACAACAACAACCAACAUCGGGAACCUCAGGUGGAGGAAGCACCACACCCAAGAUCCCCAUCCCUCCCCCGCCACCUCUGCCCGACGCCCUGCAGCUCCCGCCGGCGGCCGCCGGUGUGCAAAGCAGCAAGAACCCCUUUACAGAAAAAAUGGUGCAAGCGGGCAUCUCUUGUCCGAACUGCAAGCGCCACCUGCCGCGGUGCGUAGUCUGUCUCGAAAUCGUUGGCAUGCCGCGCAGCGGUUUACCGGGUUCAGGGGGCAAAGAAGUCUCGGGGAGAGGAGGACAUGGAGGAGGUGGACCGGGUACAGCUGGAGGAGGAGGAGGAGGGCAUGGAGGCAUGAUGGGAAGUCUUCAUCACGGCGGUCACGAUCCUCAUCAGAUGGCAGCGGACGCGACCAACAAGAGGGCAGCGAGGUUUCCGACUUUCUGUUUGCAGUGCGAACAUGUACUGCAUCUGGAUCAUGCGAGGGAGUGGUUUGCUAGGCAUCAGGAGUGUCCGGUGCCGGAGUGCAGGUGCAAGUGUAACUUUAGGGCCAAUCCGGAGUUGAGGUAUCGGUAG